AUGAUCACCGUAGUGUUGGCAACAGUUGCGUUAAUCUUGGUCGUCCUUUUCCUUGCAAAAGAACUCUAUCGUCCGGCCAACUAUCCUCCAGGUCCACGAUGGCUUCCGAUCGUAGGCAACACACCGUUGGUACGAAAAAUGGUCGCUCAGAAUGGCGGUAUGCUUGCUAACGUCUGCGACAAGCUGGCCGAGUCCUAUGGAAGCUCAGUUAUUGGGAUGAAGCUCGGCCGGGAGCGAAUCGUAGUUUGUCUCGGGUACAACGAGGUGAAGGAGGUCCUCUUGAACGACGCAUUUCAGGGAAGACCCGAUAAUUUCUUCAUCCGAUUGCGGACUCUUGGAACAAGGCUAGGGAUCACUUGUACCGACGGGCAGUUCUGGAGUGAGCAAAGAAGCUGCGUAACACGCCACCUACGCCAGGCUGGUUACGGACGUCAGGCGAUGCAUGUGCAGAUCCAGAAAGAAUUGGAGGAACUAGUUGACGUUAUUCAAGCACGCCAGGAAGAACCUCUCUGGCCUGACUCGAUCCUUGCGAUCAGUGUUAUCAAUGUUUUUUGGAUGAUCGUCACCGGGGAGCGAGUACCACGGGAAGAUGACCGCCUGCAUAGGUUAGUGAGUUUACUUCAGAUGCGCUCGAAGGCCUUCGAUAUGUCCGGUGGAACGUUGAACCAGCUACCGUGGCUUCGUUUCAUCGCGCCCGAAUGGAGUGGAUACAACCUGGUGCGUCGUUUCAACAAGCAACUGAUCGAGUUCUUUACGCCUACCAUUGAGGAGCAUCACCGAAGCUUCAGCGAGGACAGUGCCAACGAUGACCUCAUAUAUGCCUACAUCAAGGAGAUGCGCGAACGAAAGGACGACGUGGGAACAAACUUCACCGACCUGCAGCUGACUAUGAUCAUCCUGGAUAUCUUCAUCGCCGGUGGUCAAACAACUAGCACCACGCUCGACCUGGCCUUCAUGAUGAUGCUAGCGCAUCCGGAAGUGCAAGCUAAAGUGCACGAAGAAAUCGACUCUAACCUAGCGCUGGAGGCUACACCACAUUACGAUGACCGUUUGAAGCUUCCUUAUAGCGAGGCGGUCCUGCUCGAGAUCCAGCGAUACUUCUCUAUCGUUCCACUAAACGGACCGCGUCGUACAACUAGCGAUUGCACCCUGGGAGGCUAUCGUGUGCCGAAAGACACCACGGUAUUAAUGGGAUUGAGGAACGUACACAUGGACCCGGCGCACUGGGGUGACCCAGAAGUGUUCCGACCGGAACGCUUCCUGGACGAGAACCGGAACAUCGUCAACACGGAACGCCUGUUGCCGUUUGGACAAGGAAAGCGGCGCUGCCUCGGGGAAACGUUGGCCCGAUCUUGCUUGUUUACAAUCUUCGUCGGUGUGAUGAAGAACUUUUUUCUGCAUAAACCGGAGCAGAGCUCGGAGUCGGACGACAUGGCGCCAUCGUUGUUGCUUAAGCCGGGAAUAACUCUUUCACCCAAACCGUACCAUGUCGUGUUUAAACCGAGACAUACAACUACACCACAUUGA
Messenger RNA from Anopheles coustani, 1527 nucleotides. RefSeq names its product probable cytochrome P450 305a1. NCBI's taxonomy places the organism in Eukaryota, Metazoa, Arthropoda, Insecta, Diptera, Culicidae. Gene Ontology annotation, cellular component: intracellular membrane-bounded organelle; cytoplasm. Gene Ontology annotation, molecular function: heme binding; oxidoreductase activity, acting on paired donors, with incorporation or reduction of molecular oxygen, reduced flavin or flavoprotein as one donor, and incorporation of one atom of oxygen; iron ion binding. The coding region runs from base 1 to 1527 and encodes 508 amino acids. The record is from RefSeq and is a predicted model, not a curated record. Gene Ontology annotation, biological process: xenobiotic metabolic process. The transcript has 3 exons.